CCCUGAACUUCGCUCCGUUCUGAGCCCGUCGAAAAUGUAGAAUGACGCUGCUUAACUAGUGGCGCGUCCAGACGCAAGGACCAGAAGACAUGGAGCUGUCCGCUAGCCUCGUCCUCGCUGCUUGUGUCGUGGUUUUACUAGUUUUUCUAAUCCGUAGAGAUUCGGGGAAGAAAUACAACCUGCCUCCUGGUCCCUCACCGCUCCCUGUCAUUGGAAACUUACACCAGUUGGACAUCAAGUGUCUGUUUCAAUGUUUUGCCAAAUUAAGCGAGCGUUACGGUCCUGUGAUGACAGUGUACCUGGGCUCCCAGCGCAUGGUGGUUCUGAAUGGGUUUGAGGCGGUGUGGGAGGCGCUGCAGGAUCACGCAGACGAGUUCUCUGGGAGAGCGCACAUCCCCAUCAUGGAAAGGCUCACAGAAGGAUACGGUCUGCUUGUGAGUAAUGGGGAGAGAUGGAGACAGCUACGUCGGUUUUCCUUGACGACGCUCCGGAAUUAUGGGAUGGGCAAGCGAAGCAUCGAGGAGUGGAUCCAGGAGGAGGCUCGGAAUCUCGUGGAGGAAUUCAGGAAAAACGUAGGCUCCCCUUGUGACCCCACUUUCUUCCUGAGCCGAGCGGUUUCCAACGUGAUCUGCUCCAUGGUUUUUGGGGAGCGGUUCGAGUACCAGGAUAAGAACUUCAUCCGAUUGCUGGGUCUCAUCAACAGCACCUUCCGCUUAAUAACCAGCCCCUGGACCCAGAUUUACAACACUUUCCCGAGAGUCCUGAGCUGUCUGCCCGGGCCUCACAAUAGAGUAUUGGAGAACGUCAAGGAGCUGAAAGCCUUCAUCGCGGAGAUGAUCGAGAGACACAAACAGGAGUUGAAGCCGGAUUCCCCGAGAGACUACAUCGACAGCUUCCUCGUCAAAAUACAGGAGGAAAAGGAGAGUCCUUCUUCUGAGUUCCACGACAAAAGCAUGCUGAAUUCGGUUUUGAACCUCUUCGCAGCCGGGACAGAGACCACGAGCACAACCCUGCGAUAUGGACUGCUGCUUCUCAUCAAAUACCCCCACUUUCAGGACAGGGUUCAGCAGGAGAUCGACUCUGUGGUCGGUCGGGAUCGCCCCCCCGCCAUGGAGGAUCGCAGAAAGAUGCCGAUCACAGACGCCACGAUCCACGAAAUACAGAGAUUCGCGGACAUCGUGCCACUAAACAUUCCGCACAAGACCACACGGGACACCAGCUUCCGGGGGUACAGCAUUCCUGAGGGCACGGUGGUCUUGCCAGUGCUUCACUCGGUCCUGUAUGACGAGACGCAGUGGAGUUCCCCCAACUCCUUCGAUCCCACAAACUUCCUGGAUGAAAACAGUAGCUUCCGGAAAAACCGUGCUUUCCUGCCCUUCUCCACAGGGAAGCGCUCCUGUGCUGGGGAGGGUCUAGCCCGUAUGGAGCUCUUCCUGUUCUUCACGACGCUCCUGCAGAAUCUCUCCUUCCGCUCCCAGGGGGAUCCUGGGAAGAUGGACGUGACUCCGGAGGUCAGCACUUUCAGCAAAGUGCCACGGCGCUUCGAGCUCAUCGUGCGCAGCCGAUAGAAACGUGCCUUCGAACCCGAGCCAGUCACUUCACCUCCUUGUUCUCCGUCCUUCGGAUGAGACGUAAAACAAACGAGGUCCUAUUGGAAGUGACUCUGCAGCAGCAGUUUGUGAUGCAUAGCUAACCCCCUAGUCUCUGUACGUCGCUUUGGAUAAAAUUUAAUAAUAAUAAUAAUAAUAAUAAUAAUAAUAAUAAUAAUAAUGUGUAUUACCAGUCCACGUGUGUUAUUGUUCUAAUACUGGGAUGGAAAUGAGACUCACUUGCAUGGCAGUUCCUGGUUUUACUGUGUGUUUAAGAAGACGCACCUGAGCUUGUUAUCCACACACACUGGGUCAAGCUCAUAGUAAAACCUGGACUGGGUGACCCUGUUGUGCAACAGGAGUCUGAUUCCCAACCCUGAUGUGCAUAUACUUGCUGUACAACAAUAUUCAGGACCAUGAAUGCUUCGACUGAAAGAGAACAAUAAUCAAAUAAAUCUAAAUAGAUAGAUUUCAAUUAUACUAAUUGCUGGUUGGGAACUAUUGUUUGAGACAAAUAACAUUGCACACACAAACAUUCAAUUUCAUUGUUUUAUUAUGAUGACUAUUAGAAUUUUGUUUUUAUUCAUCAUCAUUAAUAAUUCAACUUUCCAAAGACAUUUAUAAGAUACUUGUGUUUAAUUAUGUAUUGAAAUGCCACACUGUCAUCCUUUAAGCUACAAAACUGAAUUUUUAUUGUAGAUCAAAGCUGUGAAAAUAAUAAAUAAUAAUAAUAAAACAA
Molecule: messenger RNA, 2328 nt
Organism: Acipenser ruthenus (sterlet)
Lineage: Eukaryota; Metazoa; Chordata; Actinopteri; Acipenseriformes; Acipenseridae
Product: cytochrome P450 2C8-like
Exons: 9
Coding region: 90-1568 (492 amino acids)
Biological process (GO): xenobiotic metabolic process
Cellular component (GO): intracellular membrane-bounded organelle; cytoplasm
Molecular function (GO): oxidoreductase activity, acting on paired donors, with incorporation or reduction of molecular oxygen, reduced flavin or flavoprotein as one donor, and incorporation of one atom of oxygen; heme binding; iron ion binding
Source: RefSeq, a predicted model, not a curated record